AUGAAUAUAUAUAAUUUGCUGAUACCUUUCAUUCCCAUUAUAUCUUUGAUCUCAUGUUCCUCUAUCGAGACAUCGAUUGGUGAUUCUGCUAUCUCGCAGGUUUUACGGCAUUCCUUCGAUAAAUUCCUUGCUGAGCCUCGAAUAUUUCAAGUAUUAUUAAAAACGAAAGAUGAUCCUGAACUGAAUCAGUUAGCAACAUUGGAUGUUUUGAACCGAGUGAAGUAUCGAAAUCUGUCUAUGAACUUCAAAGAAGAAAAAAUUCAUUUGAUAGUCGAUGAUUUGUACGUUAGAACCGAAACAGAAAUAUCAGACAUACUUUGGCCCCUUGGAUUAGGAGAGAACACUCUCGAUGUACAUUUGCAGAUUGAUCGAAGUGAACUAUUGAUUCAUGUGGAUGAGAAAAAUAUAGAACUUAAUGAAUGUAAUAUGAAGAAUGCUUACAUGAAGGCUCAUGUACAUGAUCAUUGGAUAGCGGAUAAGGGAAUCUCAUUAUUAUCCUCAUUAUUCUCGCCCAUCUUGGAUCGCACUCUUUGUAGUAUCAUUGCUGGAGAAGUAGCUGGGAUAACUUAUAAUGACAUAAGACGAUUCCCCGUGUAUGAUUUGAUUCCGGAAAAAACUCGAAAAUAUUUGGCGACGGACAAUACGACGCUCUUCUACCGAUUGAAAAACAUUCGCAUUGAAGAUCAUCAAAUGAAAGUAUUAUUACAAUUAGAAUGGACAGAUAUUAUGGAAAAUAAGGUGGAAGACCUGUUGGAUUCUAAUCUUAGUUACAAUACAACGUUUCUGGAUAUGGAAAUCAAUGAAGAAGAUCGUGUGACAGUUUGGUUAGAAGAUUCACUUAUCAAUUCACUAAUUUCACAAGUUGACUGGAAUUUCGAAUGGAUGAAUGAGCAGAUCCCUGUCUCAAGCCCCGUUAUCCCCCCAGAUUCCAGAGAGUUCCUAUCUACCCUGUGCUCUCAAUGCUUCUUCCAAGUAAACGUUGCUGCUCGUGGACAACCAACAGUUUCAGCUACCAACGAUUCUCUCGUUCUUGAAAAGAGAGAUCGUGUCCACUUACAAGUUGUAAAUCCCCAGCGCAAUGUUACUUCGGUGUUCGUUUCAUUCAUAUUAACCAUAGUAGCGGAAAUUCGUCCAUCCUUCGAUGAAGGAACACUAAGAACUUUGGUACAACUGUUAGAUACAAAUAUUCAAAUGGAAGCUGGAGCUUUUCCAAAGAACUGGGGACUGUUCAUGCAAGACUUGAUGAGAGGCAUGAUUAUGGACAUGUUAUGGCCAGAAAUUAAGAACGCCAUUGAAGAGCUAUCGUAUGGAAAAGGAGUUCGGAUAUCGAAAGCAUGUGGUGUUGAUCCCAAUCAGAUAAAACUAGACAUAGGAGAAGGUAAUGUGGGAUUAUCAUCAAGGAUAUCCUUUACACAGCUCGAUAUUGACAAAUGCAUACGUGAUCUCAAAGCUUCAUUACCAAAUACAUCGAAGCUUUUCAAAAAAAAUGAAACAAAAAGAUAA
Molecule: messenger RNA, 1503 nt
Organism: Auanema sp. JU1783
Lineage: Eukaryota; Metazoa; Nematoda; Chromadorea; Rhabditida; Rhabditidae
Source: the annotation of a GenBank genome assembly